This is a messenger RNA of Budorcas taxicolor (takin), 339 nucleotides long. Its product is annotated as 39S ribosomal protein L53, mitochondrial-like. Lineage: Eukaryota; Metazoa; Chordata; Mammalia; Artiodactyla; Bovidae. The transcript has a single exon. The record is from RefSeq and is a predicted model, not a curated record. Bases 1 to 339 code for a protein of 112 amino acids. Gene Ontology annotation, cellular component: mitochondrial large ribosomal subunit.
AUGGCGGCGGCCUUGGCUCGGCUCGGACUCUGCUCGGUCAGGCAGGUUUGGGUUCAGUUCUGCCCCUUCAAGAAGAACGUGGAAUCGACGAGGACCUUCCUCCAGGCGGUGAGCAGCGAGAAGGUUCGCUGCACAAACCUCAACUGCUCAGUGAUUGCGGACGUGAGGCAUGACGGCUCCGAGCCUUGUGUGGACGUGCUGUUCGAAGAUGGGCAUCGCUUGAUAAUGCGCGGCGCUCACCUGACCGCCCAGGAAAUGCUCACUGCUUUUGCCUCCCACAUCCAGGCUAGGGGCGCGGCGGCGAGCGGGGACAAGCCGAGCGCCAGUACCGGGCGCUGA